GUCCCAGAAAUUUCCCCAAGCUCAUGUCUCGCGACUCUCGCAGCUCUCCAACUCCAAUCAGAAAAUCGUCAUAUCCAUCAAGAGGCGGCUCGAAACGAAAUCUAGCUAUCCUACAGCUGCCAGCCUCAAUCCCCACCCCUCUCACACACACAGACACCCGGCUCUCAGGCGCGUCGCCGUCCCCGUGUUCUUCCUCGUCGGGACAUCGCGUUCCCGCUGUCUCCACCCAGUCCGCACUUUGGUCAUUGGGGUUUCGAGGUUGUUUUCAUCGAGGGAUUAGUUAAAUCAUCCCACUGAUCUUCUCACGAGUUCCGGGUGUGCCGGUGCACAGCCGGCACACCGUCUAGAUCCCCCCUGCUGGCUGCACGCGGAAGAAGGGGAUUUUCCUGGCGCCGACGACGAUGGUGACAGUGGCGCCGCCGGUAUGGGCGUAGUGGCGCCACCGUGUCAGCCGACGACGACCACGCAAGUGAGCCAACCGAAGAGCGGCGGCGCGGCGAUCCGGCCGGCCACCGGGGCUUAUUCUAUGUCCCACUCCCAGGGAUUCCACCAGCAGGGCAGCAGCGGCGUCUACGGCUUCUCCUCCGAUGGCUUCGUCGACCGGCCGGGCUCGAGCAGCCAGGAACACCAGCAAGAGCAGCAGCAGCAGCACGUGGCGCAGCAGAGCCGCCGCGACAAGCUCCGGGUGCAGCAGGGCUUCGUGGACCCGGCCGCCGGGGGAGGAGCCCACGGCGGGCUGCUCCCGGCCCUCGACGGCGACGAGCACGGCGGCGCCAUGUACGACCACGCGGCGGCCGCCGGCGCCUCCAACAUGCUCGCCGAGAUGUUCAACUUCUCCGCUCACCAGACGCCGCCGUCCGCCACCGAGCUGCUCGCCAGCCAGAUGAACUCCGCCAACUACCGCUUCGGUUUCCGGCAGCCGCCCGGCGACGGCGGUUGGUUCGGGUCCGCCGGCGGGCGGGCUGGUGGUUUGGGCCUCGGUGGGCCGGCCCACUUAGGCUCGUUAGGUGAGACGUCGUCCUCGCCCAAGCAUCAACAGCAAGCAGCAGGUGCGACCAUGGCGGGCCUCGCGGCCACGGACCCGGCCGCCGCGAUGCAGCUGUUCCUGAUGAACCCUCAGCAACAGCAGCAGUCGCGGUCAUCGCCGACGUCACCCCCGCCGUCCGACGCGCAAUCCGCCAUCCAACACCACGAAGCGUUCCAGGCGUUCGGUGCGAGUAAUUCGUACGGGACCGGCAGCGGCGUGGUGGAAGGCCACGGCGGCCAGGGCCUCUCGCUCUCGCUCUCGCCGUCCCUGCAGCAGCUGGAGAUGGCGAAGCAGCAGGCCGAGGAGCUUCGAGUUCGGGACGGCGUGCUCUACUUCAACCGCCAGCAACAACAACAACAACAGCAAGUACAAGUACAACAGCUGCCGAUGGCAUUGCACGGCGGCCAGGUCGGCGCCUCGCUGGCAGUGGCCGGGCAGCAGCUGCACGUCGGCUACGGCCCGGGCCCUGCCGGCGUGGCCGGCGUGCUGCGGAACUCCAAGUACACACGAGCGGCGCAGGAGCUCCUGGACGAGUUCUGCAGCGUGGGCCGCGGCGGGCAGACGAUCAAGGCGGCCGGGCGCGCCGGCGCCGGUGCAUCGAACCCUAACGCCAGCAAGGGCGGCGGAGGCGCGUCCAGCUCCGGCGCCGGCGCCCAGUCGCCGUCGUCGGCGUCCAAGAUGGAGCCCCCGCAGCUCUCCCCCGCCGACCGCUUCGAGCACCAGCGCAAGAAGGCCAAGCUCAUCUCCAUGCUCGACGAGGUGGACCGGAGGUACAACCACUACUGCGACCAGAUGCAGAUGGUGGUGAACUUCUUCGACUCGGUGAUGGGGUUCGGCGCGGCGACGCCGUACACGGCGCUGGCGCAGAAGGCCAUGUCGCGGCACUUCCGGUGCCUCAAGGACGCCAUCGCGUCGCAGCUGCGGCACACGUGCGAGCUGCUGGGGGAGAAGGACGCCGGCACGAGCUCCGGGCUCACCAAGGGCGAGACGCCGCGGCUCAGGGCCAUCGACCAGAGCCUCCGGCAGCAGCGCGCCUUCCACCACAUGGGCAUGAUGGAGCAGGAGGCCUGGCGGCCCCAGCGCGGCCUCCCCGAGCGUUCCGUCAGCAUCCUCCGCUCCUGGCUCUUCGAGCACUUCCUCCACCCGUACCCGAGCGACGCCGAUAAGCACCUGUUGGCGAGGCAGACGGGGCUGUCCAGGAACCAGGUCUCGAAUUGGUUCAUCAACGCCCGCGUCCGGCUGUGGAAGCCCAUGAUCGAGGAGAUGUACCAGCAGGAGACCAAAGAGCUCGAGGGCUCCUCCGCACCCGAGUCCGGCAACAACGACCCCUCCGGCGCCGGCGCCGCAGACGAAAUGCACUCUCCGACCACGCAGCCUCAAGGAAUGCUAAUGCAGCACGGCGCCGGAAGCAGGUACGGGCAACACCAGCAGCAAGAACAUCAACACGGGAUGGCGAUGUUGUCGGGCGUCCAUCCCCACAAGCUCGACCCCGGCGCGGUGGCGGGGCCCAGCAGCUCGGACGCCGCCGCCUUCGUGGGCCUCGACCCGGCGGAGCUCCUCGCCGGCGGCGACGUCGUCGGUGGGCCGGGCGACGACUUGUACGGGAGGUUCGAGGCGGCCGGGGUCAGGAUGCGGUACGGGCCCGGGCCUGGGCCUGGGCCCGGCGCCGCGACCUCCGGCGCGGCCGCCGGUGACGUGUCGCUUACGCUGGGCCUGCAGCACGCCGGCCCGGGCAAUGCCGGCCCGGACGGCAGCGGCCGGUUCUCCUUGAGAGACUACAGUGGUUGUUGAUGCCGGUCUCGGCCUUGCUAGUUGCUACACACAUAUCUUGAUUUAUCAUUCAUGGCCGGCUCAUGCAUGCAUUGCAUUUGGAGACUAGGAAGAGGGAGAUCAAAGGCAGCGGCGUGAGGAGCUAGAGAGAUCGAGAUCUAGGGAGAUAUAUUUGCAUGGUGGCCGGCCGGAGGUGAUAUGCAUGCAUGCGCAUGGGAGUGGGAAAUAUUAAUAUGAGACAAAUCGGAGCUUCAUCAUCUUCAUUUUCUUCUUCUUCUUCUUCCCAGAUGAUUCUUAAUUUAGCUAGAUUAAUUCCUUUUGUUAGGCAUUCUCUAUUGUUUGGGGGGCUAAGGAAAAUCUGUAUACAGGAUAAGAAAGAUAGGAAGUGUAUUGUUAUAGAUUGUUUAGCCAUACUUUUUUGUUCUCCCUGUUGUUCUGUUCCAUGUUUUUUUUUGUCUUUUGUCCGUUUUAGUCUUGGUGCAUGUACCUAUUCUUUUUUUUUCAUCUGUAACUAAACAUAAGAGAAACAUACAUACAUAAAUGCAUAUAUUGGUAAAUAUUGGGGCAUA
Messenger RNA from Brachypodium distachyon (stiff brome), 3366 nucleotides. RefSeq names its product BEL1-like homeodomain protein 4. Gene Ontology annotation, molecular function: RNA polymerase II cis-regulatory region sequence-specific DNA binding; DNA-binding transcription factor activity, RNA polymerase II-specific. The record is from RefSeq and is a predicted model, not a curated record. Gene Ontology annotation, biological process: regulation of transcription by RNA polymerase II. The transcript has 4 exons. Bases 425 to 2818 code for a protein of 797 amino acids. Lineage: Eukaryota; Viridiplantae; Streptophyta; Magnoliopsida; Poales; Poaceae.